Molecule: messenger RNA, 1816 nt
Organism: Carassius carassius (crucian carp)
Lineage: Eukaryota; Metazoa; Chordata; Actinopteri; Cypriniformes; Cyprinidae
Gene: crym
Product: crystallin, mu
Exons: 9
Coding region: 64-1002 (312 amino acids)
Biological process (GO): thyroid hormone metabolic process
Cellular component (GO): cytoplasm
Molecular function (GO): thyroid hormone binding
Source: RefSeq, a predicted model, not a curated record
ACUGAGAAACUAAAGUCCACAGCAAACAGAGAAGUCUUUGAUAGCAAGACCGGUGAAAAAACUAUGAGCGGGUCUCCAGUUUUAUUAAACAAACAUGAGGUCGAGCGUUUGCUCUCUUAUGAUGAUCUGAUUCUCAGACUGGAGUCUGUGAUGGGAAAGUUUUCUAAACGGGACAGUUCAGAAAUAAUCCAGCCUGUGAGAUCUGUGGUCCCUAUACAACAACACAGUGGGUUUUUGGGCGUUAUGCCUGCAUAUUUGGCCGCUGACGGUAUUUUAUGCACUAAGAUGGUGACCUUCUACCAGCGUGCAGAGGGCUCCAGUUUACCAUCGACUCAAGCAACUGUAUUACUCUUUCAUCCCGAGCAUGGAAAUGUGACAGCGAUCAUGGAUGGGGAGGCCAUCACAGCCAAACGAACUGCAGCAGUAUCAGCCAUAUCAGCUAAACUGUUCAAGCCAGCUCUUUCAGAAGUGUUGUGCAUCCUUGGUUCAGGGCAGCAGGCUAGAAGCCACUAUGAUGUCUUUACAAAGCUCUUCAAGUUCAAAGAGGUCCGUGUGUGGAGCAGAAGGAAAGAAACGGCUCAGUGGUUUGUUAAAGAUCUCCAAGAUCCUGUAACAGUUUGUUCUUCAGUGCAGGAGGCUGUGAUAGGAGCUGAUGUAAUAGUGACUGCCACAGGUGCAAGUCAGCCCAUACUCUUUGGCGAGUGGGUCAAACCAGGUGCACACAUAGCAGCGGUUGGUGCUUGUCGGCCAGACUGGAGGGAACUGGAUGAUGUCUUGAUGAGAGAGGCUGUGGUGUAUGUGGACAGCAGAGAGGGGGCGACCACAGAGUCAGGAGACAUUAUUCUGUCUGGAGCUGAAGUAUUCGCAGAGCUCGGAGAAGUUCUAAAUGGAUGCUUUCCUGCUCAGCGUGAGAAGACUACGGUAUUCAAGUCACUGGGAAUGGGGAUACAAGAUGCCGUCUCAGCCAAACUUGUGCUGGAGAAGUGGAACAGUGAACAUUGAAGACCCAAGCACAGCUUCCUCUGCUGAUUUCACAGUUGUCUUGUCUUGCCUUAUACACAAGAGGCAAAAAUUGGAAGCACACAAUUGCCUAGAAUAUAAUUAUAUGCGUAAACAUUAUGGAAAUUACUCAAGUAGUCAAACCUGUUUAUUAGAAGGGGGUGUCCCAACACUUCCGUGCAUGAAGUGUACAUGGAAAACCAAGAACAAAGAAAAAUGUUUUUAUAUUUGGUUUCUUUUUACAGACAUAAAGGUUAAUGCACUGUAGCAUUAGUGGAGACAAUAAAAGCACAAAUAAAGCAUUUUAAAUGUUUUAAAAAGUUACAGAUCUGUCAAAAUUAAAAUGUCCAUGUGGCAAAUUCCAACCAUUUAGUCUUGAACCCUGUCUGAAAUCCAAUUAGAAGUUUAAUACUUAAUGUCUGUACCUGUACAACAAACCAUUUAUACAUAUUGUCUUCAAGGGGAUCUUUCAAGAAUAUGAACCCCAUGCCAUAGUGUUGAGGUGUCUACAGUACAGAAACUUCUGACAUGCUCAGCUUUGCAGGGAAACCCUGGUCUGAUACUGAUACUAGGCACAGGUAGAUCUGUCAUCAAAAUACAAUACUGGGACUCUAAAAUGGUUAAAACACUGUCCGACUCCUCCAAAAGCCUGACUUAAAUACAGAGAGAGAUUAAUAAAAGAGAUUUGCCCUUCUGAAUAUUCAUAUACAGUAGUUAAAAUAUGCUAUAUGCUGACAAAAAGCGGUUAUAUGCAUUUUAACUACCGCAGGUUUGUUUCUUGUACAGUUAAACAAAAUAAAAUCUCUAGCAUGGAAAC